Messenger RNA from Girardinichthys multiradiatus, 1607 nucleotides. It is a transcript of the gene fam3c, whose product is annotated as FAM3 metabolism regulating signaling molecule C. Bases 225 to 905 code for a protein of 226 amino acids. The record is from RefSeq and is a predicted model, not a curated record. The transcript is spliced from 10 exons. NCBI's taxonomy places the organism in Eukaryota, Metazoa, Chordata, Actinopteri, Cyprinodontiformes, Goodeidae.
AUUAAAGCAAAAGUUAUGGUUUGGUGUUCCCGUGUCAGUUAGCAGAGCCAGUUUAGCGCUUAAAGCGUUUACAAACAGAGUUUACUGUUGGCAUUUAAUGUCAUAUCUUAUGAGUGGUGUUUUAGUUGCCUUUUUAUAAAGGUAAAUAAUGCAGGCCGAAGGCACUUAAUAGUAAUCAACACAGUUGUUGUCUGCAAAGAACUCGUGGCAGGAGGCUCGCUAAGAUGUUCAGGGCUGGCGGCAUGUUGAAGUUAGCAGCGCUCAUCUUAGCGUUCCUCCUUGCUGUCUUUCUGGCUUUUCAGCUGCUGGAGAUCAACGUGGAAUUUAAGCUCGCCAGUUUGGUCAGAUCUUUGCCAGCAAAUGAAGAACACACAAAGCCAGCUGUCCAUAAAUGUGGACUUUCCAAGGCGUGUCCACCUGGACACUUUGCCUUCAAGCUGGCGAGCGGUGCCGCCAAUGUGGUCGGGCCCAGAAUGUGCCUGGAGGACAAACUAAUAAUGAGCGGUGUGAAGAACAAUGUUGGUAGAGGGAUCAACAUUGCUCUGAUCAACGGAAAGACAGGAGAACCUUUAAAGACGGCUUUUUAUGACAUGUGGGCAGGAGACGUGGAGCCGUUUAUCAAGUUUCUAAAAGAAAUUGAAGAUGGGUCAAUCAUAAUGAUGGCUUCGUUUGAUGAUCCUGCAACAAAACUCAACGAUGAAGCCAGGAAGCUGAUUACAGAUCUGGGCAGCUCAGCUGUGGGAAAUUUGGGCUUCCGGGAUAACUGGAUCUUUCUAGGUGGAAAAGGCAUCAAGACCAAGAGCCCAUUUGAGCAGCACAUAAAGAACAGCGCAGCCACAAACAAAUACGAGGGCUGGCCCGAAGUGUUGGAGAUGGAAGGCUGCGUACCACAGAGGCAGGACUGAUUUCAGCUUUUGUGUCAGCCAUAACCACAUAUCAGUGUAAUCUCACCUUUUCAGCCUGACUUUCCUGCCAUAUUAAUUCAGACUGGUGAGACUUCUAUCUGUUUAAAAGGGUUACAUUACACCUGUGAUGAUAAAGCAUUUCAGAUUUGGACACUGCUUUUCUGUUUGAAUAAAAGCAAUAUAGUAUCGAGUGGUGAAUGAAAGCUCUUACCAUCUUGCAUCUUUGUUUGGAUAUGUUAAAAUAGGUGCUUUCCAAUGCUUUAAAGAGGAAAGAGAAUAUAGUACACUGAAUGGUAGAUAUUACUUCUAUUUUUUGAUUUCUUUUAACUUUCUGUCCUUAGAACCCAAAGACCUGGCUUUAACAGACAAGUUUUUGCACUGUUUUUUAUCAAAAUCAAGAUUGUUGCCCUCAUUUUUAGCUGGGUGCUUAACUAUCUAUUACUUUUACCAUACUCUGCCUUAAUAAUAGUUUUCAUGUUUUUUAGCCAACAAGUGUUGUGAUUCAGUUGUUAUCUUCCCAGAGGUUUUUUAUUUUUUAGAAAAUUACAAUUAACCAUCAAGACUUUGUAAUCAAAUGUACCAAAUUCACUGUGAAAUUUGUAAAUAUUUCUUUGGACAAAGACUUGUAUUCAAAAGAUUUAAUUUAAAGAAUGUUACAACAGUAAUAUAAGUUCUGAGAAUAAAUAAAUGAUAUUGAAAUGG